This is a messenger RNA of Closterium sp. NIES-65, 4653 nucleotides long. The record is from the annotation of a GenBank genome assembly. NCBI's taxonomy places the organism in Eukaryota, Viridiplantae, Streptophyta, Zygnematophyceae, Desmidiales, Closteriaceae.
AUGGCAUCGCAUGGUGUCAUGGCGACGUCGCAUGACGCCACCGCUGCUGGCGCUCCACCCCGCCAGCCCUCUCUGCCCCUCGCACCCGCGAAUUCCCCUCUGCGCUCCUCCCACGCGGCCGCUGCCGCUUCCGGCGCAGCCCGCACUUUCUCCCCCCCGCUCUCCGCGCGCCACUCCGCGCCCCACCAUGCGCGCCACCCGCCUCCCCCCAGUAACCUUCCGCAGCUCUCGCGCGCCUCCUCCUCCGUCUCCUCCUCGCUCCCGCGCUCCGCGCUCUCCUCCCCCGCGUCCUCCGCGCUGCACCUCCCCGCCAUCCCCUCGCUGCAGUCCCUCCCCUCGCUCCGCUCCCUCUCCUCCUUCUCCUCCGCGCACACCUGCGCGGGCUGCUCCUGCGCGGGGUGCGCGGGGGGCAGCGCGGCGGGGGGCACGCGGAGCCCGUCGGACGGGGGGGAGGUGCGCUGGUACUUCAGCAAGGGGCACUUAGUCAAGGGCGCGGUGGCAGCAGCGGUGCCGCACGCCAUAGUGGCCUCCUCGGCUGACUUUCUGCGCUUCAGUGCACGCGACUCACACGCCCUCGAGACUGCCUUCCGCCAGGUGACUGCCUUCCGCCAGGUGACUGCCUUCCGCCAGCGCGAGGAGGAGCUGCUCACGCUGUGGUGGAAGGAGUAUGCCGACGCCGCAGUGGGGCCCGCGCCAGGUGGCGUGCCGCCAUUGGUGGACCUGGGUCGGAGGCGGUCGUAUGCGGUGUACUGGGAGGGGGAGGACCGCCGCGUGCUGCGAGGGCUGUGGUUCGGCAAGGGGAAGGCGCAGCUGACGUGGCAGCCUCUGAGGGAGGACGUGGCAGAACAGCUGGAGGAGGCCUACAGGAAGCGGGUGAGCAGGAAGGGGAGAGCGGGAGAUAAGGGAGGGAGGGGAGAGGAUGGAAUCAAGCUCAUUCCAUCCCUCUUAUUAUUUGUCACUCGCUCUCUUGCCUCCCUGCUUCCUGACCCCUCUUCCCACCGCUUUCAACCCUUCCAUCUGCUUGUCUCCCCCUGCGUGGCAGGUGUGGCGGCGGAGGUGGUUCCAGCCGUCAGGGCUGGAGUGAGCGCACUGUUCACGGGGGACGACAGCAGCUGGCAAGCGCAGCUGUUGGUGGAAGGAACGCUGCUCUUCUCCUCGCCGCUGCACGCCAUGGCCCUGCGCAGAGGCUUCCUGCCUCCUGCCUCCACCGCCGCCGCUCAGCAGGAGGACGAGCAGCAGGUGAAGGAGGAGGAGCUGGACGACUACUGCUCCAUGGUGCCGGUGCAGCACGUGGUGUUCAUGGUGCACGGGGUGGGGCAGCGCCUGGAGUCGGCGCACCUGGUGGAUGACGUCACUGCCUUCCGCCACCACGCCGCGCAGCUCAGCCACUCGCACCUCACCGCCCACCAGCGCCUGCAGCAGCGCUGCCUCUUCAUCCCCUGCCAGGUGCCCCCCUCUCCCUGCCAGUGGAGGAGGGGUAUGGCAUUGGCAUCAGAGGCGGUGGUGGAGGGCAUAACGCUGGAGGGCGUGAGGGCGCUGAGGGACGCCGUGAGCGCCACGCUGACCUCCUCACUCAACCGCCUGUACCGCAAGUUCAAGAGGCGCAAUCCGCUCUUCAGCGGGCGCGUGUCGGUCUUUGGCCACUCGCUGGGCUCCGUGCUGCUCCACGACAUCCUCUGCCACCAGCCGCCCCUCCCGCCCCUGCUGCCCCUGCUGCCGCCGCCGCUGCCCCACUCGCUGCUUCCGCCGCCGCUGCUGGCAGAUGGUAGAGGCCUGGGAACGAUGCAGCGAGGCAUGGGGAAGGCAGGGGACGAUGGGGGAUGGGAGGAUGGGGAGGGGUGGAGUGAAAGUGAGGGUGCAGAAUCGCCUGUGGCUGUCUCUGUGCCUGACCCAUCCAUGGUUCCUGCACGUGGUGGGAAUCUGCUUGCACUUGCUCCUGAACGCCUUCCUGCUGCACUCGAACCUGUGUCACCUGCACCGGAGCCUGAACCUGCACUUGAGUUUGUAUCUGACGUUGCACCGGCACCUGUGGCUGUGGCUGUGCCCGAGCCAGCAGCACCACCUGAAGCAUGUGGAGACGCGCCUGUGCCCCUAGAUGGGUGCACACCUGUUUCGCUACGGCCUCUCCCUGCCUCCACCGCUGCCAGCCCGGCCGUGCCUCAAAGCCCCACGCACAGUGGCAGGGAUGGCAGCAGCCACUGGGGGGAUGCGUGCAUGCAGGUUGCAAACCGGGCAAUGGACAGUGGAGGAGUGAAAGGGGUCGAGGCGAAAGCAGAAGCGGAGGGGGAGGGUGGUGCAGUGGGGGAGCAGGGAACGGGCUGGGAGGAGGGGGAGCGAGUGCAGGGAGGGGGUGGGAGUGAUGGGCAAUCAGAAGCAGGUGUGGGGGUAGGGCCGAACACAGAGACAGCAGAGCAGUUGUGGCACAAGCUGGGCGAGCUGCAGAGGGAGGUGGACGCGUGGCGGGCCGCCUUCCACCACCUCGCCUCCUCGCUCCCGCACGUGCCGGCUGCCCGCCCUGCAUCCCCCUCGCCAUGCGCCCACCACACUGCUCCCCCAUGCCAUCGCGCCUCUCCUCCGUCCCGCGCCUCUCAGCCCCUGCACGCCCCUGCUUCCACCCUCCCUCUCUUCGCUCUGCCACCCGCCCCUCCCCCUCUCCUCCUCCCAACGCCACCAGCACCACCAGCACCAUCAGCACCAUUGCCUGCGUGUCCUCCCACCAGUCAAGCCACCAGCCCUGCCACUCCGCCUGUGCAGCCCGCCUCGCCCGCUCUGCCAUCCACCCCUCCCCACUGCCCCUCCAGCAGCCCCUCCUUGAGCGUUCCUUCUCGUGCCUCUGCCAGCUCUCUUGAUGCUGCCCCUGCCGGCAAUGUAUGCGUGGUGGGCUGUGGUGACACACUGAAGGGGGACGGGGCACAGGGGUGUGAAGCUCGCAUGGGGCGAGGGGCGGAUGCGGCGGCGAGGGACGAGGGUGGGGAAGGAGUGGGUGGAGCAGUGGGGCAGGCACUGUCUGGGGCAGAGCCAGAGGCAGGGGGGGUGGUGGAGGUGGCGAGUGGUGGCGGUGGAGUGGGAGGCUAUGGGGGAUGCAGUGAGGGUUGCGAGGGACGCAGGGACCGUGAUGAGAGGAGCAGGGAGGGCAGUGAGGAAUGUGGGCGUGACGAGGAGGGUAGUGAGUGUGGUGUGACAUGCGCACAAGUAACAGUGGUGCCAGCGAUAGAGGGGGGUGGUGGGCGAUGUCCGGGGGAGGGGCGUGGGGAAGGCAGUGGGGAAGGGCGAGAGCAUAGGGGAGAGGGGCUGCAUGGGGAUGCGCUAUCUCAUAGGGAUGCGCUGUCUCAUGGGGAUGCGCUGUCUCAUGGGGAUGCGUUGUCUCAUGGGGAUGCGCUGUCUCAUGGGGAUGCGCUGUCUCAUGGGGAUGCGCUGUCUCAUGGGGAUGCGCUGUCUCAUGGGGAUGCGCUGUCUCAUGGGGAUGCACUCACUUAUGGGGAUGCGGUGGUUAGCUGUAGGUUGGAGUGGAAGGAGGGAGAGGGCAGUGCAGAGGGCAGUGUGGAGGGCAGUGGGGAAGGGAUGGGUGGUGCAGCUGGUGCUGUGGGGAGUGGUGGAGAGGCACGGCUGGGUUGGGGAGACACGCGUGACGGCGGGGAAGAGGAGGGGGGAAGAAUGGGGAGGGAGUCGCUGGGAGAGGAUAGAAGAGCGGUGGCGGAUGGGGGGACAACUGGAGAGGGGUUGGCGUGGAGUGUAAUUGAGACACUUGGGGAUUCAAACGGGAGAGAAGGGCAUGUGGGGGAAGAAGGGCAUGUGGGGGAAGAAGGGCAUCUGGGGGAAGAAGGGCAUGUGGGGGAAGAAGGGCAUGUGGGGGAAGAAGGGUAUGUGGGGGAAGAAGGGGCACAUGUGAAGGACGGGGUGGGCGAGAGAGGGGGGGAGAGAGCAGAGAGUCUUGGCGAGGGGGUUGCUGCAGGGAUGGGAACAGGGAGGAGCGCAGCAGGAGCAGCAGGGGGAAAGGGCGGCUUUCGGGCACAAGGGAGAGGCGGCUUUCGGGCACAAGGGAGAGGCGGCUUUCGGGCACAAGGGAGAGGCGGCGGCAGAGCAGCAUCACCGCGCGCACCGCCGCGGCAGCAUGCGCCGUCUAUACGCUACGGCCGCCUGCUCUUCCCCGUGCACACAUUCUUCGCUGUGGGGUCGCCUCUCGGCCUCUUCCUCGCUCUGCGCAACAUUCGCCUCGGCGAUGGUGCAGGCGGUGACAGCGCGCAGUACUGGGGCAUGGAGGGAGUGCAGGAGGAGCUGCCGGCGUGCCGCCAUGUGCUCAACAUCUUCCACCCCCACGACCCCGUUGCCUACCGGUCAGUUCCCCACCGCCCCCUCGCCUACCCAUUGGAGCCAUUGGUAUCACCGCAGCUGGCGCAAGUUCCUCCGGUGCUCAUGCCGUACUACCGCGGUCACUACCGCACGCACAUUGUAGUCAAGCGAUUCUUCCAGCAGCUGAGGGACAGCCUGAGAUGGCUGUACCGUGCACUGGUUUCACCGCUGCAAUAUGUGCUGGUGAGUCAUGGGAGGUGCUGUGAUGCAAUGUGGGGCAGUGAAGCAGUGUGGGGCAGUGAGAGGCUAUUUGAGGCGGUGAGAGGCUAUGUGAGGGGGCACAAUCCUGGUGCAGUGCUGUGA